Messenger RNA from Pocillopora meandrina, 4913 nucleotides. Lineage: Eukaryota; Metazoa; Cnidaria; Anthozoa; Scleractinia; Pocilloporidae. The record is from the annotation of a GenBank genome assembly.
UGGGUGUUGGCUCAUGGAUUAAUGAUAAACGAAAUGAUUCUUAAUUCUAAAGGGCGUUUUCUAUGGGCGCGAGCAUGCGGGAACCUCGAGGGAGAACAUUCUGGUAAACUUUUUUAGGUAAGGUCAAAUACAAUUUACUUCAUUUCGAAGGCUAUUAAUAAGAAUUCUGCGGUACAUUAGAAAUUUGUCUUAAAAAAAGAAACGGCAUAACAAUGAAACGUUUCGACGCCUGCGAAAACUACUAAUCUAUCUCAGAUUCCGUUAAAGACAAUUGAAAAUGAAAAUACAGUUGCGACAUCAAGCUUAACGAACAGCGCAUCUUGGAACUAUGUGAGCAUUUUGUCAACAUCUUAUCGCAAAUAUUUGCCAAUGGCCGUGACAGUACGAAGGUUUGAUAAAGGCAUUGGGCGGAUGUAAGACCUUCAUGGCAAGACUGAUUGAAAUUACGAUAACUACAGAAAUUGCCAAGUCAAUGGCGAUCUAUAAUUGUUCUUAUGUUCAGACGAGCAACUCCUCAGUUCUAGCAACAAUUCAUAUCCUAGUAAGAUGCCCAAAUCCUUUAGGAAGCAGGUUUUGCAAUUGAUAUUUGUACUGUGCUUGAAAAGGUAUACUUCCCACCUCAGCUUAACAAAGCGCCCGGUUACACAUAUACAAAGGCUAAGUAAAUUUUGGAAGGCUUUUUGUACCGUUAUUCUAGUACCGGACACCCGAAGUAGCUCCAAAACCUUCCUGUUUUACGUGCACCGUUGAAAAAAAUAACUGUGUGCUGCCGAACUGUAAGUGUAAACUGUAACCAGAAUUAGUCACUGGCGAGGAGAGAGUAACCAAUGAAAGGAUUUAAAUAUCCUAUUUAAAGGAAAUGAAUAUUCAUUCGUUUGCCUUGUACUCAGGCCACACGCAUGCACUACUUGCAUUUUUUCCUAGUCAUUCAAUUAUUUUUUUGGUCCAAGUUCUGUUCUUUUUCAAAUACAAUAACACCUCAGAAAACAUCCUCGUGUGACAUGGGUAUCUUCGAUAAAGAUCACGACGGUUCAAUCUUAGCACUAUAAAAAAAACAACAAACAAACAGACGUGUGCGGUCAAAUCAUUACUGCCGCUUUAUGAUAAGUGAGAUUUUAGUGAGACCUGUUUCUUUUUUUUUGAGGGGUUGCUACACAGAUUUCCUCGACCUUCAGUCAAAUUACUAAACUAAAUAAUUGCGUGACUUUCCUCUUUAAACUGACAAAUAAAUAAUUGCGCAAUUAAACAAAAUCUCAAGUUCACAUGCCGUGCUGUCGGUACCAGGACUAACCACACGUUGUUUACUCCCUCGCACUUCCCCAUUUACAGUGUCGACUGCCACAACAUGAAGAUUACUUGAUAUCACUGGUUAACAUGAAACUACCAUCUUCAGUUGGAGUUUUUGUCAUAGCGCACUACAUCUCACACGUCUGCAGUUCAGUACUAACAGGUAUUUGUGAUAAGUUCUAACAUCUAUCGUAACUUUUAAACAAAUGUCAAGUCUGACCCUAUUGAAAGGUGGAUAAUACUUGGUCACCGCACGAAAACCGAAUGAAUUACCUCAAUUUUGGCACUAUGACAGAGAGCUGGAGACAAUCUGCUUACCCUGUAUAGCCUUUUAUAAAUAUAUUUCUUUCUCACUCUCGAUGUCCUCCUCAAUGCUUAUUUCUUUGAUAAAGUCUUUGUUUUGAACCCCUCAGUAAAGGCUGGCAAAGCCUGGCGGGUACUUCACAGUUCUUGAAUGGGACAUAACAGGUUGUUUCUUUUCUUGCGACGAAUCAAAGCGACCGCUGAUUAACAUCAGUUGCUAAACGAAGCUAUAGCUAAAAAGAUGUAUGUAGCAUCUACAAUUACCAGAUUUUCCUACUUUCCUCAAUUUCCCAAGGAAGCUGAUUUUGAGGCAAAUUACUUCAAAGUCCAGUGGUCAGAGAAUGAAAACAAACAACCAACAAUGGGUUAUUCUGAUUGAAGUAAAGUAGAAUUGACGAGAUCGAAAGCGGGUAUCAACAUUCCCUCUGACCAAGAUUAGUGAGACGUGAUCUGUAAAAAAAAGAUUCUCGUAGCUGCUGCAAUUUUCUGAAAGUACCUUUAGCUUGCAAUCAAAAUAUAUAGGAUUCCGCACGCGACGCAUUACUGUUUCAGUUUACGGAAACUUGGUCCAAAAUCAUAAUGUGAAAAUUCCUUUAUGUUUCCCCGAUCAACGUUUUAAAGCUGCAGUUUGAAACAAAAAAUACUUCGGGUUCAUAAAGCAAGUGCAUUUUAUGGUAAAAUGUUGCUGCUUUCACUUCUAACAUGCUCUUUUCAUUAAAUGUAUAAAACAGGUAACCCCGGGAUGACAGAGCUCGCACUUAGUGAUUGACAUCCCAGAGGUUGAACAAAUCGAGGGACGUCAAAUUUCAUGAGAAGCAACUCAGAAAGCUACCAUACACUGAAAUGUUUAAACAUGCUUAUUUUUCAUCACGCAGUGUUCGUUAUCACAUAGUCUUUUGUUCAUUUCUCACUUCUGUAAAUUUUGAUGCUUUCCAGGAAAGAGCCGAUGGUCGCCUGGUUUCUUGAGUCAAGUUCGUGACCUGUCUUGUGAGCCCGGAGAAGUCAGGAACAACGUCACAUUCCUCCAUGGCACCAAAUCCGGGAAUUUUACCAAAUUAGGAAAAGUGUCUGACUUGGAAGUGUGUAUGUUGUUAUGCUGUGAGUUGGAUCGUUGCCAGGCUGCGUUUUUGGCGGGAAAGAACUGCUACUCGGUUACUUGUUUCACAGACAACCAUUGCGCAACUGCACCCGCGCUGAAUAACAAGUGGCAGCCAGUGGUGGCGUUCGUAAAGAGAUUACAUAAAGCAGUUCAUGUAGAAGCUGGUAAGAAUUUUUUUACGACAAUCCUAAAAUUUUCUGUUUGACCUUUCUUUUUGCGCAAAACGACCAGAGUAUGAAAUUAUUAAGCGGAUUGUCCUCUUAACUUUCUAUUUGAGAUUCUCUCAUCCCCCUAAAAGGAUUGGCAUCUCAUGAACUCUGUUCACAAAUUAUGCGUAAUUGAUAUUAUCUCUCAGUAUUAAUAUAACUUCAAUAUUACUGAACUGACUGACUUUUGAGGCAGUUGGCUGUGCUGUUCGCUUUUUCCGAUGCUAAAAUUUAAAAGUGGACGACAAAAACAUGGUAUUCUUCAGAGGGUAUCUAAGUACUGAAGAGAAGGUUCGGUAAUACUUUGACUCUUUGAAGUUACAAAGACAGAGAAAUCUAAUAAGAUUCCAAUAAACAACUAUGAUGUUAUUAUGUCCACUGUGUAACCGGGCCACAUUCAUUUUCCUGUAGCUCACGAUGGUAACACUAUCAUUGACGCAGACGAAGCUGGAAAGACUGGGGAGAGUAGCAGCAGUCAGAAUGGAAAGAAUAAUAACGCGCAGGCCAAAAAGAAGGCGCAUUUGAAAAAUUUUUUCAAAGAAGAAGAGAAGACAAGCAAAAUGGAGCAGAACAGCGCGCGGGGAAAAAUACCAGCUGGCGGAAUGGCGGAUACUGUUGAACUCGAUGAGCUACAAACACAAGCUUUAUCAAAUAGAAAAGUAAGCGAUAUCAACAAAUAUUCGAUUUAAAACGCAAAGCAGUCAUUCUCACGAACGAGUACAACGCAAUCUCUGAGAAAUAUUUGCAGGUCUCCUCUGAUAUAAUUUUUACGUAAACUAAAGGGAGAAAUCUACUUCAGUAACGUAAUUGCCUACAGUGUCGUUUAGUGUAUUCCUAUUUACACCACUGCGACGUAAUUUCAGUAUUUAUGACCGAAUAUGGUCCCCUGAUUUCCUCCUCACUUUUGUUGUUCUUGAAGGUUGCGCAUGAGAAGAGACACUCUGCAAAGUACAGUCUGGUGUCAGCGGCAGUAGCCACGUGUCUUAUGGCUUUUGUUCUCAGUGGAUGCGCGGUUGUGGCGGCGAGAAUACGAAAACGAAAAGAAAGCGUCAUGGAUUAUGCUCAAGUACCAAACACUCAAGAAUAAUAACGAAAAUAUGACAAGUUAUGGAGGCACAAGCUAUCAAAGUGAAAAGAGUUUAUCAAAGAAUAUAUAUUUUCUAGAAAAACAUGUGAAAAGAUGGCUAAGAAAUAAUCUAAAAGGCGUGGUCAGUGAUUUUUAAGAGGAGCUAAGUCAUGAGCAAUUGUGUCUACCACAAUAAGAUUUCUGGUUUCUCUGGUUAACUCUUACUUAUGUACAGCCUGUCUACCCCAUUUAACUAAAACUUAAGGUUUCAUUCUCUAACAGUACAAUAAUCUCAGUCGACGAAAUGACUCAACAUGUCGUAACAUGGCCCCUCACGAAGCACCUUAAAUUGAAUCCUAAUGCACCUUUCAAUAGUGUCUCAAAACCAAAACCAAUGAAAUCACAAAGGACAAAAAAAACUAAAGGACAUAUCGCCAGGAACAUUCUAAAGAAACGGUUUGAAGCGAGGGAAACGGAAAGGAACAUAUCAUUCAUAGAUUAAGUUUUGCAUCUGAUUGGUUGGGAGGUUGGUGUGGAUUUUCUUUUCUUGGUGUGGACCAAUAAGUGCUUGGAUUGCUUUUACACUCAAAUUAAAGCUCCCUCUGCCAUAACUAUGAAUGGUGUUCCUAAAUCUUACUGUCAUGUAAAGUUGCACCAAAUGAGCUGAAAAAUAACAAAACUGAUUGAGGCAAGGCAUCUUAAAGAUAUCACCGAGGUAGAUAUUAAAUAUUCAAAAGUAAACCAGCCAGAAAGCCCUUCCACUGUUCAAAUUGUGUUUCUUUGUAAUUCUGAAUGCAAGCAAAAGAACUCAUCUUAAUUUUUUACAUAAAAAAACUGAAAUGAAAAAGUGUUUAGCUUUGUGUAUUUUGUCUAAUCCAAUGUCUUCCUGACUUUUCUCCAUCCUACCUCUUUUCUGCACCCUUGAUUCCAACAUUUCAUGCUCCUAAAUUCC